UCUAUAUAUGUAUUUUCCGAGCUUUCCUCUUGGGUGAUGAAACUUGAAAUUGUCAACAAUUUCUCACGUAUUGGUCAUUCGAGAAAAAAAUAUGCAGCCUGGUUAUUGGUUUCCUCCGUUGUUGGCUCUCUUCCUCGUUUUCUUGGUAAAGGUCCAAUGCUCCAUUCGACAACUGAAAGUUGAAGAAUUCCAAAUCAAACUUGACAAAAAAUUAGCAUUUUCCACGCCAUCUGCACAAUCCACAAAUCCCAUAAAGAAAGAAGGAAGGGUAUUGUAUCCAAUCGGGUAUGGAGCAGACCCGACGGGAGAAGAAGACAGCAACAGUGCAAUAAUGGAGGCUAUUGGUGAUGCCCUUAAGUUGCACAAGAAUGGGGCCGAGCUGCUGCCUGGGAUUAAGGACUUGGGCGGCCUCAUCGUUGAUCUUCAAGGUGGUGAUUUUAAGAUCAGCACUCCCAUUGUUUUCCCUUCCGGCGUUGGAAAUCUUGUGUACUGGUAUGGCCUGGUGACAGGUACAGGGCGGCACAUUGCGAGCAUCCGACACAUUUCCAGGCAACCGACAUCUAAUUGAGCUUGAAGAUGAUAGCAAAGACAAGCCCGGGGUAAUCCAUUACGAGGAUGUCACCUUCCGCGACAUCCUCUUCGACUCCAGCUUCCGGGGAGGAGGGGUGAUGGUGGUUGACUCUGCCAGAAUUCGCGUCACCAACUGCUUCUUCCUCCACUUCACCACCCAAGGGAUUCUCGUCCGGCGAGGGCACGAGUCCUUCAUAUCCAACACCUUCCUCGGACAGCACCCCACAGUUGGCGGGAGUUCGGAGGAGAAGGGGUUCUCCGGCACGGCGGUCGAUCUGGACAGCACCGAUAACGCCGUCACCGACGUGGUCAUCUUCUCGGCCGCCAUCGGCGUCGUGUUGAGGGGCCAGUCUAACAUGAUCACCGGCGUGCAUUGUUAUAACAAGGCCUCAACUUUCGGCGGGGUUGGGAUUCUGGUCAAGGCGGCGCAGAACAGGAUCGACGAUUGCUACUUGGAUUACAACUCCAUCGUGAUUGAGGACCCUCAAUGGGUGCACAUCACGAACGGGUACUUCCUUGGGGACGCUAACGUCGUGUUGAAGUCGGUUUCGGGCCGGGUUUCGGGCCUGAACAUUGUGAACAAUAUCUUCAUUGGAGACCCGAACCGUAUGGUACCGACUGUGCACAUUGAUGGUGCCUUCAAGGACGUCAACCAGGUGGUGAUUGACCACAACAGUGUGAAUGGGAUGAGACUCAAGUCCACGACGGGGAGAAUGACGGUGGCCGGGAACGGGACGAGGUGGGUGGCCGACUUCUCACCGCUUUUAGUGUUCCCCAACAGAAUAAAUCAUUUCCAUUAUUCGUUCUAUAGUAAAGGAGGAGGAGGAGGAGUUGGUGAGUUUCCGGUGCAUGCCGUGACCAACAUAUCGCGGAAUAUGGUGGUUGUAGAGAGUGAGAAAGCUGUUCAAGCUCUGGUCUCAGUUUUAGUUGACCAGAAUAAUAUGUUUGGGGAUGAAAAUGUAGUGGCAAUCUAGUUAGCUAUGUAGGGGAAUGCGUUAUUCUACAAAACAUUCAUUAUAUAUGGGGAUAUUUGAUGUGCAAUAUUGUUUAAAUAAAAGUAAAUUCUAUGGUACCCAUAAGGUACCAUACCUUUAUCCACAUGUACCAAU
Molecule: messenger RNA, 1679 nt
Organism: Cuscuta epithymum
Lineage: Eukaryota; Viridiplantae; Streptophyta; Magnoliopsida; Solanales; Convolvulaceae
Source: the annotation of a GenBank genome assembly